UGGCCCUCACUUCCCUCGUCUCUCUCAGCCCAACGUCCAUCAGAAACACGGCAACUUAAAACUAAGAAAAACAGGAAGUUAAAACUGUGAUGUGUUCUUUAAAAAACUGUGAUGUCUUCCUAGUCCACCGUCAUCUCCGCCAUGCUUAGAGCUCUGAAAAAGAAAUUUAUUAGCAGCCUGUGUUUCAAAAACCUAGCAGACCCAUCAGCCGAGGAUGGUGUUCAAAGGUCGUUUUUUCUCUUCAAGGAAACAUGAUGCUUCCAGCACAGAUGGAUGCUCCAGUAGCCCGCGCUCAGCCGGGUCGAAUUCUCCUAUCCGAACCGACAAGAAAAAGGCGAAAUCUGGUUCCGCAUCCAAGGACAACGACUCCCCCAGUAAUUCGUCUCCGGAUUCCAGGCUAGCUGCUAGUUUCAAGGAUAAGAAGAAGCUCGCUAACGGCAAGGAUUUCACUCCCGGAAGUCCUAAUCCUAGUUCAGCAGGAAGGGAGGGCUUAGUUUCUUCAAAGCUUAAGAAAUCAGGCUCUGCGGAGGUCAAGGAAGUCUUGUUGCAUUCUUCUCUAUCAGCUUCACCAAUUUUAGCUUCUUCCUUAGGGUUACAUAAGAUUAAGACGCGAUCUGGGCCGUUGCCUCAGGAGAGCUUCUUUGGGUAUAGAGAUAAGGUGGGUGGUUUGGGUGCUAGUAUCUUGUCUAAGACAGGUACAUGUGAUGAGCAGUCGACCUUGUGGCCUGGAAAGAAGAAGAGUGGUGUGAAGGAGAACAGAAAAACAACUGAAAAUUCUGGUUGGGUGGAUCAUGGGAGCAAUUCGGAUACCAUGUCAACUGAGAGUGUACCUUCCAGAGAACAGAGUCCCCAUGUCACAGGUCCAUCUAGAUUGCAGAAUGUUGAACCUUCUUGUGAAGCAGAUCGGCUCAAUUCUUCUUGGGGUCAUUUUGGUGAUCAGCAGACACUUGAUGCAUAUACUCCAGAUAAGACAUCUUAUGAGUGUGAUAAUCCAAAGGAGUCCGAGUCUCCACGCUUUCAAGCUAUACUUCGUGUAACAAGUGCCCCUAGGAAAAGGCAUCCUGGUGACAUCAAAAGCUUUUCCCAUGAGCUGAAUUCUAAAGGUGUACGGCCUUUUCCGUUUUGGAAGCCUCGGGGCUUAAAUAACUUGGAGGAGGUUUUGACCAUGAUACGGACAAAGUUUGAUAAAGCAAAAGAGGAAGUGGAUUCUGAUCUUCAUAUCUUUGCAGCAGAUCUGGUUGGGAUUUUGGAAAAGAACACAGGAACUCACCCUGAGUGGCAGGAAAUCAUUGAAGACUUGCUGAUAUUGUCUAGAAGCUGUGCAAUCUCGUCACCUGGUGAGUUCUGGCUUCAGUGUGAAGGAAUCGUGCAAGAGUUGGAUGAUAGGCGGCAGGAACUUCCUGCUGGUGUUCUUAAGCAGCUUCAUACUCGAAUGCUGUUUAUACUAACAAGAUGUACACGGUUGCUCCAGUUUCACAAAGAAAGCAGUCUUGCUGAGGAGGAACCUUUGUUUCUACUUCGCAAAUCACUACAGCCCACAGAUAAACAUGUUUCUGGAAGCCUGGAAAAGGAUAAGAAGUCAGUGAGUGCUGUAAAGGCAGACCCCAAGGCGCUUACGAGAAAAUCUUACAGUCAGGAGCAGCAUGGUUUGAAUCAGAAAAUAGAACAGUCAGGAACUCCAGUUAUAUUACAGUCUCUUCCAACUGAGUUUGAAAAGAACCCGGAUGCUUCUGGUGGAAAGAAUCGCAUAGCUUCCUGGAAGAGAUUACCUACUCCUGCAGGGAAAAUUUCAAAAGAAAUUCCUUUAGCAAAGGAGCACGUUAACCUUGAGGCUUCACUGUUGAUAAGUAACAAGAGAGAUGGGGCAUCAGAUGGAGAUCUAGCUACUACUGUUAAAACUCAAGGGCACUCGUAUGGGUCUUCAAAACACCAGCACAAACUUUCUUGGGGUUACUGGGGAGACCAACAAGGCAUUUCUGAUGAGAGUUCAAUAAUUUGUCGUAUUUGUGAGGAGGAGGUUCCUACUUUGCACGUGGAGGAACACUCAAGGAUUUGUACAAUUGCUGAUCGCUGCGAUCAGAAUGGUCUUAGUGUCAAUGAACGCUUGAUUAGGAUUGCUGAGACUCUUGAGAAGCUAAUCGAGUCAUUGAUACAGAAAGACUUUCAGACGGCUGUUGCGAGUCCAGAUGGUGCAGUAAUAUCAAACUCAAGCAUAAAUGAAGGAUCUGAUGUCCUCUCUCCAAAGCUUAGUGAUUGGUCUCAAAGAGGUUCAGAGGACAUGCUUGACUGUUUUCCUGUAGCUGAUAAUUCUGCUUUCAUGGAUGAGUUCAAGGGCAAUCCUUCUAUGCCAUUUAAAACUCGCUUUGGACCCAAGUCUGAUCAAGGGAUGGCGUCAUCUUCUGCAAGCAGUAUGACUCCUAGAUCACCAUUGCAUACACCACGGAUGAGCCAGAUAGAUCUGUUGUUGUACACUAAAGGUUGCUACUCUGAGCAUGAAGAUCUCCCUCAGAUGAAUGAACUUGCUGAUAUUUCACGAUGUGUAGCAAACACGCCUGUGGAGGGUGAUCGCUCAUUGCAUUAUUUGAUCUCUUGCCUUGAAGAUUUGAAAGUAGUUAUUGAUAGGAGAAAGCUAGAUGCCCUUACAGUGGAGACAUUUGGAACACGAAUAGAAAAGUUGAUUCGGGAGAAGUACUUGCAACUAUGCGAGCUAGUUGUUGAUGUGAAAGUUGACAUGACAAGUACAAUCAUUGAUGAAGAUGCCCUUUUAGAAGAUGAUGUUGUGCGUAGCUUGAGAACCAGCCCUGUUCAUUCUAAUAGAGACCGUACUUCUAUAGAUGACUUUGAGAUCAUUAAACCGAUCAGUCGUGGAGCAUUUGGUCGAGUUUUUCUAGCAAAAAAGAGAACCACUGGGGAUCUGUUUGCCAUUAAGGUUCUUAAGAAGGCAGAUAUGAUACGCAAGAAUGCGGUUGAGAGUAUAUUAGCAGAACGUGAUAUUUUAAUAUCAGUUCGUAAUCCAUUUGUGGUCCGCUUCUUCUAUUCAUUUACUUGCCGUGAAAAUCUGUAUCUUGUGAUGGAGUAUUUGAAUGGUGGGGAUCUGUAUUCACUAUUAAGAAACCUAAGCUGUCUUGACGAAGAUGUAGCUCGUGUUUACAUAGCUGAAGUUGUGCUUGCUCUGGAAUAUUUGCAUUCAUUGCGUGUUGUUCAUCGCGAUUUAAAGCCCGAUAAUUUGUUGAUUGCACAUGAUGGUCAUAUUAAGCUGACAGAUUUUGGUCUUUCAAAAGUUGGUCUUAUAAAUAGUACCGAUGAUCUGUCUGGUCCGGCUGUCAGUGGAACUUCCAUGAUGGAUGAUGAUGAAUCUCGGCAAUUUGCAUCAGAACAGCAGAGUGAAAGGCGUAGAAAACGUUCUGCUGUAGGCACACCGGACUACCUGGCACCUGAGAUCCUUCUAGGAACUGGGCAUGGUUUCACAGCUGACUGGUGGUCUGUGGGUGUUAUUCUCUUUGAGUUGAUUGUGGGAAUUCCACCAUUUAAUGCAGAGCACCCUCAGAAAAUAUUUGAAAACAUUCUCAAUCGUAAGAUACCCUGGCCCCGGAUUCCUGAUGAGAUGAGCUCCGAAGCAGAGAACCUGAUUGAUUGCUUGCUGACAGAAGAUCCUAAUCAACGUCUCGGAGCUAAUGGAGCAACAGAGGUCAAGGAGCAUCCUUUUUUCAGGAAUAUUAACUGGGACACACUAGCGAGACAGAAGGCGGCUUUUGUUCCCGCUUCUGAGAGUGCACUAGAUACAAGUUACUUCACCAGUCGCUUUGCAUGGAAUCCAUCACAUGAGAAUGUUUAUGCAGCCAGUGAAUUUGAAGAUUUAAGUGAUGAUGCUAGUUUAAGUGACAGCAGCAGUUGCCUAAGUAAUCGGCAUGAUGAGCUGGUUGAUGAAUGUGGGGGUCUUGCUGAUUUCGAUUCGGGUUCCUCUGCAAACUAUUCUUUUAGUAACUUCUCAUUCAAGAAUCUCUCCCAGCUUGCAUCAAUCAACUAUGAUUUGCUCAGUAAAGGUUGUAAAGAUGAUCAGCCAACUCCUCCUUCUAGCUAGUGACUAUGGGAGCUUUCUCCAUUUCUGAACUUUUGGGAAGCACAAUGAAUACAAAUGCGGGUUGCUGAGUGCCUAAAUCAUGUAAAUUUUGUAAAUAUUCAUAUAUAGGUUUAUGGCAGAAACAGGAUGUGUCCUCAAUACUUGAAAAAUAGCUCGACUUCUUCGAGGUUUGUAAACUACAGUUUGACUUUUUUCCGUAUAUGUAUAUGUAUAUGUGUGUGUGUUAGUUGAAAAGCAUUGCUGUAUAAUUCUACCCGUAUGAUGGUGUAACCGUGAUUUCUUCUUCACACCAAUGAGAAAAGGACGUUGUAUCCCAUGUACAUAUUCAAUGUACAGUGAGUGUAUUCUUUGUAGCCUUGUUUUCUUGUUUUGUAUUGCAAGUAGAUAACUUGUUUUACUUGGGGAGGUCCAUUUGACGCUUGCACCCAUUUGGGCACAAUUUUUAGUGAUGCAGUGAAAAUAAUCUCGAC
Molecule: messenger RNA, 4551 nt
Organism: Cuscuta europaea
Lineage: Eukaryota; Viridiplantae; Streptophyta; Magnoliopsida; Solanales; Convolvulaceae
Source: the annotation of a GenBank genome assembly